AUGGGCGACACUACAGCCCUCGGUUCAGCGACAGCUGAGCAGCUCAACAAUGCAGAAACAAGAAGACUUCUCGAUACUAUUGAUGGCCUUCGAGAUUUGAGCAUUGCCGGCAUCGACCUGCCCCAGAUCAUCGUGGUGGGCGAUCAAUGCUCAGGCAAGAGCUCCGUUCUAGAAGCGAUAUCUCGGGUUCAUUUCCCCGUCAGCGAUGGCAUCUGCACUCGGUUUCCUACAGAGCUGGUGCUUCGAAGGGCGCCUAUAGAUAGCACUGACUUGAGAAUUCGAUAUGCGACUGAUGUUGAUGCUGCUAAUCAACCGCGCAUGCCGUUUCAUGAGACCGGAUUCCAAAGAUCGGAACUGCCCGAUAUCAUCAGUAGAGCAAAGAAGCACAUUGACAUUCCGUCGCUGACUCUAGUUGACCUGCCAGGAAUAUUCCAUUCUGGGACAUCGUCACAACCUCAAGAAUGGAAGGCAACCGUUGACUAUAUGGUUGGGGACUACAUGAAACAGAAAAACAGCAUCAUUCUCAUGGUCGUAUCGGCAGACCUCUCUUUGUCCAAGCAUGCAAUCCUCGACAUGGCUCUCCAGCAUGACACGGCAAGGGAGCGCACGAUUGGAGUCAUCACAAAAGUCGAUCUCUGUCCAGGGUCAAAUCUAGAAGAUGAAUAUCUGCGUCUCAUCAAGAGCAGUCUGCCCGAGCUCAUCAGAGACAUUGAUGGCAAUUUGCAGAAUCGCCAAAGGCGUCUCGCAAAGCUGGGAACAACGAGGACCACUUCCGACGAGAUGCGUGAUUAUCUUCUUAGCACAUCAACGGCUUUUCACAAAUUGGCAGAGCAUGCAGUGGAGGGAAGAUAUAAUGAUCCAUUCUUCGCUACCCCCUCAGACCCAGAAGCAAGCAGCAAAGUCAAAUUGCGCAAGUUGAGAGCAUUGCUUCGAAACUUGAAUUAUGUAUUUGACUUUACGAUGAGGGAAAAGGGAGCCAAGUACAAGAUGAACUGGGACGAACCUCAGCCCAGAGAGAACCCAUUGAAUGGUUUAACUGACGAGGAAAUGCUGAUCGAUGCCUUGGGCGAUAUGCCUAUCAAUUCCGAUUCAUACUUCAACCUAUACGACUUUCCAGAUUCAGUAGUAGAAGACAAAGGCGCGGAAUUCUCUGGGCUACCGAGCAACGAUUUCAUCAUGCAGCUUUUCCGAGACCAGUCUGAGCCGUGGCAACGCAUAAUAUUCGACUACAUCUUGGAAGACGACGAGAGAACAAGAGACGCAAUCUUGACCGAGUGUGUAGAUCCGUUCUUCGAUUCAAUGAACAAUACGCUCAAGGACAAACUCGACGAAAUUAUGCGUCCUUAUACAUCCGGACAUGGAAUCCCGCUUGAGAUAGAAUUCCGAGCGGGAGUAUGGAGGCGCAAACUUAGGCGCAUGAAAUCCGAUUCUGCAGAUCUCCUUGAUAAAAAUUCUAUCGCUUACAACACAACGGAGUAUCGGAUGCUAAAGCCUGAAGAUGUUUUAAACGUCCUGAUUCAAAGCGAUACCAGCAAUUAUAGCCAUUUCGGUAUUGACAUUGCCGUUGACAUGAUGUUGACACAUUACCAGAUGAGCCGGCGAACAUUCACGGAUAACGUCGUCCACCUAGUUGUCGAGAAUUGCCUGAUCUCAAAGCUCCCCGACAUCUUGAGCGCAAGAGUCGUCACACAAAUGAGCGACGAGAUUGUGAAGAGACUGGUCGAAGAGUCGGACGAAGUCAAAAGAGAAAGGAGCCAACUGGCGGACGAGAUUGAGAAAUUGAAGACGGGUUUGCAAAGCUGCCAGCGUUCUCGGCCCAGAGACUUUUCAGAUUUACCAGAGGCAUUUGUCGAGAUGGCACCCAAGAGAGAUGCGCCAAAGACAGUUGCACCAAAGACAGAUUCUCCCAAGACAGACGCUCUUGAGACAGAUGUUACUAAGAGAAAGAUCCGAGUCAAGCUGCCUCCUGUUUCUCUGCCAGAAAGAAAAAUAGCUGCUCCGAACAGCAAGUUUCUAGCGAGUUUUGAGCCCGCAACAACAGCAUCUACAUCUUCAACCAACAGCGGACAAUCGACGACCGCUGAGUCGAGCAAGCAAGGCCAGACUUCUACAGCUCCUACUCCUACUCCUCUUCCGUUUGGUAUGAGAAUGGAACCCACGACGGCUGCUCCUAAAUCGUCCGUCUUUGGUUCUACUACGACAUCAACAUCGACGGCUACGACAACUCCGCUGCCGGUUUUUGGUUCGACAACGGCUGCGGCGACUACUUCCACAGCAUCGCCUUUUGGUUCAACGGCGACCACAACGAAUACUUCCACAACGUCAGCCUUUGGCUCAACAGCAGCGACCACUUCUACACCAUCGGCCUUUGGCUCAAUUGCUGCGAACACUACUAGGCCGUCUGCUUUUGGUUCGAUGGCAACUGGUACUUCUACAAUAUCAGCUUUUGGUUCAACUGCAGCAACUAUUUCUACCCCCUCAGCCUUUGGUUCAACUGCUGCCACUACUUCUGCUCCAUCAGCUUUUGUCUCGACAGCAACUAGUACCCCUACGCCGUCGGCCUUCGGUUCAAUUGCUGCGACCACUUCAAAGCCGUCAGCUUUUGGUUCGACUGCAGCGACUACUUCUACUCCAUCAGCUUUUGGUUCGACGGCGAUAAGCUCUUUCUUUGGCCCAAAGCCUGCCAUUCCCUCUACAAGAUCAUCAAUCUUCGGCUCAACAACUGCAGCUCCUCCCUUUAACUCGGCAACCACAACAGCUUCCAUUAUCACACCGUCGGAUCUUGGUUCCAACACAACACCUGCCGUUGCUGCACCAGCAUUUGGUUCUUCUUCUACACCGUCAGCUUUCGGUUCAACGGUAGGCCCUCCGAGUCGCAUUGGCUUAUUUGGGACGACUUAUUCCAUUUACGAUCCUCCCGGCACGAAUAUUCUUACAUAUCAGGCUUAUCUUGAACAGGACCCUGGUUACCCAGGGAAUCUGAUACUAUCGUUUGCCAACAUCGCGUGUCAUGGCUGUUACAAGAGCUGGUCUGUUGAUGAGCUGAGAUUGGUAGAUUACGCGCAGGGCAGACGACCGCCAGUAAAAGACACUGCGCCGUUUGGAAGUUCUGCGGCGUCACAGCCUCAAAGCCCGGAGGAGACAUCUAGUGGAUCGACUUCUCCGCCUUCGACACUGAAUACGCUGAUUGAGGGUACUCCGCCACCAGUUCCUCCAAAGGGGCAUGCUGCUUCGGGGAGUACAUCGGAUCUGUUACUUUGA
This is a messenger RNA of Trichoderma breve, 3261 nucleotides long. RefSeq names its product dynamin family domain-containing protein. The record is from RefSeq and is a predicted model, not a curated record. The transcript has 10 exons. Bases 1 to 3261 code for a protein of 1086 amino acids. NCBI's taxonomy places the organism in Eukaryota, Fungi, Ascomycota, Sordariomycetes, Hypocreales, Hypocreaceae. Gene Ontology annotation, molecular function: GTP binding; GTPase activity; microtubule binding. Gene Ontology annotation, cellular component: membrane; microtubule; cytoplasm.